Molecule: messenger RNA, 3149 nt
Organism: Nilaparvata lugens (brown planthopper)
Lineage: Eukaryota; Metazoa; Arthropoda; Insecta; Hemiptera; Delphacidae
Gene: Trm1
Product: probable tRNA (guanine(26)-N(2))-dimethyltransferase
Exons: 9
Coding region: 353-2935 (860 amino acids)
Biological process (GO): tRNA N2-guanine methylation
Cellular component (GO): nucleus
Molecular function (GO): RNA binding
Source: RefSeq, a predicted model, not a curated record
AGUAAUAUGUGCUUGCUUUUCCUCAACCUCAGAAAUGUUGAUAAAUAUGAAGGAAUACAUCAAUAUAAAUUUAUUGUAUCUUGAGAAUUAUCAAAUUAAUUGAUAAUAUACAAGUCAAAAUACUUUACAUGUGAAAUAUUGUAGUAACUUAUUCACAAGAUUCAAAAGACAUUGAAUUCUCAUGUUGAAGUUGGUAAUAAAUAAUUGAGGUUAGAAUUCCAGAUCCGCAUGUUUGUUAUUACAUUUAGGUUAGGAAUUGAAUUUGCCAAAAAUUGUAAUAAUGUUCUUUAAGUUAACAUUGAAUUUUUGAAUUAGAGUUUGUAAGCCUUGAAUUCUAAGUUUUGUUAGAAAUAUGGCGAAAUGUGAUGAUGCAUCUAAUGAGAAUGAAUUAGUUACAAUAAAAGAAGGAAAAGCACAAAUAAUCAGCUUUUCCAAGGGUGUAUUCUAUAAUCCAGUUCAAGAAUUCAACCGAGAUCUAAGCGUUGCAGUGAUAUCAUUAUUCUCUGCCGAGCAUUGUAAACUGAAGCAAGAAAAAUCAGACAAUCUCAAACAUGACUUGCCCAGAAGAGGAGUUGAGAGAAAUAAAUUUGAUGAAAGUUCUCAUUCUCUGUCGAGACAUGGAAUAACAAUGGCUAAACUUGAAGAACUGCUUCGUGGAACACAUUUUUUCCAUCGUACAGAGACAUCUAACUAUAACUAUAGCUGGAACAUAGAAAUGCUUUCAAACUUCGAAAUCGAACCACAUGAUCCAUCAACAAAAGAAAAAAUGACAAAGGCUUUUAAAUUUUUUGAAAUUGUUGUGAAGCCAGUUCGAAGGAAGCAUAUUAAAGAUGCUGCACCAGUGUCAAAUACUGUCAAAAACUCAGACAGAAAGAAGCAACGGCAUUUGAAAGUAUAUCUCAUGUUAGUAGAUGUAGAUAUUUUGAAGAAUAGUUUUGGAUACAUUGAUAAUGUAAUCAAUGAUACUAAUGCUUCCUCAAAUAAAAAUAAGCUUGAGAAAGAUUUAGAAAAAUCAUCUCACAGUAUUAUUGAAGCAAAACUGGAGAACGCAAAGAUUGUGCAAUCCUCAACAGAAUAUCCUGAAAAUAGCUCAUUAGAAAUGGGUGAAACGUCAGAUUUGAAUUGGUGUAUUUCGAUAACAAGCAAUGAUAAAAAAGUUAUCGCAAGAAAACGGUUUUGCAUCGUCCCACAAGGAUUCGAUGAAGAGAAAAAUAUUGAAAACAGUCAGUCAACAUCAGAUAAAGUUGGAGAAGCCUUAAAAAAUGAACAAUCGCUGGCUGUGGAACCUUACUUUCAAAAAAUAGAGUUUGUGCUAGAAAAGCCUCAAUCACUUGUAUUCGAAAUCGACAAACAUUUGAAUAAUAAAGAUUGUGAAGACACCGACAUCAUUAUUCAAGUUACUAACAGCAGAUCGUUGGUGGAAAAUACUGUAAAUUCAUUCAAGGAAGAUGAACAAGAAAGUGACAUAAAACCACAAACUAAUUCAGCCAAAUCGAAAGAAAUUAGUGACCACAACUUGGAAGAAAAUUUUGUAUUUGCAGAUAGGAAGCCACCUGGUGAGAAAUAUGAGGAUGGAAUCAAAAUUCUUGAAGCACUGUCCGCUUCAGGAUUACGUUCUAUACGUUAUGCGAAGGAAGUUCCAGGUGUUGAACAAAUAUUUGCCAAUGAUAUAUCACAUGCUGCGGUCGAAAGCAUCAAGAAAAAUGUCGCGUGCAAUAAUGUUGAACAUUUGGUCACUACAAGCAACGUCAAUGCAAUAUCUCAUGUUUAUGAAGAGAAGUUCGAUGUUGUUGAUUUAGAUCCGUAUGGAUCAGCUUCUCAAUUUCUGAAUGCAGCUAUUGAGAAUCUAGUAGAUGGUGGACUGAUGCUUGUGACUUGCACUGAUAUGGCUGUAUUGGCGGGAAAUGUUCCUGAAGCCUGCUAUGCCAAAUACGGAGCAAUGCCCUUGAGGAACUCCGCUUGUCACGAAAUGGCCAUUCGAAUAGUGCUGAAUUGUAUACAAGAGCAUGCUGCUGACUACAAUAAGUACAUUGUGCCUCUCCUAUCAAUAUCUGCUGACUUCUACAUUAGAGUUUUUGUAAAGAUCUAUUCCUUUGAUAAGAUUGAUAAAAUCGCCAAGAAUGGAACUUCACUUGUUCAUCAGUGCACCGGUUGCCAUACUCUCCGGCUGAGCGAACAAACCAUCUUGAACCAUUCAGACCAUGGAAGGACACCUGUCACUGAGAUUUUGAACAGAUUCUGUGAUCAUUGCGGAAAACGUACUGUUUUAGGAGGUCCAAUCUGGUUUGAACCCAUCCAUGACUUGGAGUUUGUUGGGAAAGUGCUGUCUGUCAUUAAAAGUCAACCAUUCAACACAAUGAAACGUAUGGAAGGCAUGCUCAAGUUGAUAUUUGAAGAGUUGAAUGAUGUGCCUCUAUACUACACUGUUGAGUCGUUGUGCAGCAAAGUACAUUGCGAAGUUCUGCCGCAAAUUGUAUUUCAUUCAGCAGUACUGAAUGCCGGAUAUGACGUCACACUAUCACAUUGUGCUCCGAAUUCCUUGAAAACGAAUGCUCCUGCAUCUGUGAUUUGGGAUAUUCUGAGAUGUUGGGUGGAAACACAUCCGGUUAGUAAGAAGAGACUUGUUGAAGGAUCAGUAGCGUUGGCGUUACUGCAGAAGAAACCGUCGUUGAAAGCUGACUUCACUGUCAAUUCGAAAGCGAUCAGUGAAUUGAAAAUGAAUAAGGUUUUACGUUACCAACAGAAUCCUCAACCAUUUUGGGGACCUGGAUGCAGAGAUAGAACCAACUAUCCGUCUGAAGAAAUGAAAAACAAACGACAAAUGAACCAAAAUAAAAGAAACAAGAACAAAAAGAAAAGGAAAGUUGAUGAUACAUCUUCAUCUUUAAUAAUAAAAUCCACUCCUUCCGACAAUGAGGACUCGUGUAGUGAAUAAUACAGUGAGUGAGAACUACAGGCUAUUCUGUUAAAAAUCACCUUGAGAUAUUCUUAAACGUUUUAUACCAAGAUUUCUAACAAGCUACUGUUACAGAUAUUUCCAAUGUAUAUAUUCAUUCAUAUUUUUAAUAUUGACAGUAAUGUCAAGCGAUUGUAAAUCAUUCAUAGCGAUUCACAUUUACCUUAUAAUAAAGUUUAUCUGUUGGAUCGAA